Messenger RNA from Sitodiplosis mosellana (orange wheat blossom midge), 3471 nucleotides. Its product is annotated as protein anachronism. The record is from RefSeq and is a predicted model, not a curated record. The coding region runs from base 653 to 2146 and encodes 497 amino acids. NCBI's taxonomy places the organism in Eukaryota, Metazoa, Arthropoda, Insecta, Diptera, Cecidomyiidae. The transcript has 8 exons.
AAAUCAUUUUACUCUGAACCUUCUUACUAGCCAGUCGCACACACUUUCACGAUAACAACAAUAUCAACGAAAAAAAAGAAUUCUCGUGUGCCUCUCUUCCUUCAUAAAUUUUCACAAAUUUUUCUUACUUCUCGUAAAGUUCUUUCGGUUUUCCGCCCAAAAGAACAAAGUGUUUUUGUUUGUCAAUUUCGAUCGUUUCCAAGAGAUUCAACCAAGAGUGUUUAGUGAUUUUUGCGUUUUUCGCCCGGCAAAUUCUCAAUGUGACGAAUUUUUCGGGUUUUUUUUUACCUUGUGAAAAUGGUCACAGAAAUAUCGCGAUCAAUUUUAAAAUUUGAUGCAGAAUAGCUAACGGUUUUGAAAAAAGGAAAAAAAUAAACGAUUUCGAACGAGAGAGAUAGAGAGCGAAAAAUAUAUUUGCAACCAACUAUUUUCAAAAAUUGUGAUUGAGAAAAAGACAAGAAAAUAACUGUCAUUUACUGGGGAAAUGAAUAAAUUGGUCAAGUGACUCAAGAACAAUAUUAUCAAGUGAUCAACAACUUUUUUUUUUCUCUUUAAAUUUGUACUUAUGGAAAUUCGUCAAUUUUAAACGACCAAAAAAAAGAAACAAUUUUUCUUUGUUUGAUAAUACGAAGGAAAGAAGAAUCCAUAAAUCAUGUCAAAUUUAAGUGUAAAUGUGAAUUGUUUGAAGUGCGUGAUUUUAUUAGUGUUAUUAUUGUCAUUGCCAUUGAACGGAAGCGGGGGUAACUUGGAUUCAGGCCAAAAUGGACCAACCGAUUCAUCACAGCAAACGUUUCGACAUGACUCGUAUGGAAACGACCAAGUGAUCAAUCGGGUUCUAAAUAUAAAUGAUUCGAAUACGGCUGAAGUGCUGAACAAUUUCAAUGUAAGCAAAGAUGAAAUUUUGCGACGAAUCGCAAUGCAAGCGGCCGCUGUCAACAAUGCCAAUUUACAAACGGCAACUGUCGUUGAACGAGCUAGCACGAAUCCCGACACGAAUCCCGAUCAAACCAGCGAACCCACAGGAACCGAAAUAGGGAAACAAGAAUUUCUAAAUAUGUUUCGAGAACGUCUCGAAUCCAUGGUAUCACGGGACCCAUCACGCAUCAAUGCACCAGACUUGGGCACAACGGCCAUUCAUGACAUGGCCUUUUAUCCACUUUGUAGCAAAAAUAACCAGACAUCAUGGCUUGAAGAAAAUACGGCAAAAUUGUACUUUUCCUCGAGCAUUUUCGAUAAAUUGAUCCCAAACACAUACCUACAUCGAGCUGUUUUACGGCUUCGUCAAAAGAUCCCCGACAAUGCUGCUGUGACCGAUGCAAAUGUGAGCAGUGAGCCUGAUCUGCAAAAUGGUUGUUCUGACGUAGACGAUAUCAUUCAUGUCAAAGUAUCGAUAUUCGUAAAGCAUACGCAUCGUGGAGGUAAUAAUAGAGUUGUUAAUAGUGCAAAUUACGGUAGUAAUCGACGAGAUCCGAAGCCCGUAUUGAAAAAGUUGGUGUGCCACAGUUUGACGUUGAACCGGGUGAAUAGUGAAUGGGUGGAGAUCGAUGUGCGUCAAGUGAUCAAAUACUGGGAGAAAAUGUAUCGUGCCAGUUUGAUUCAUAACAAAGGUGCGACAGUGGCCGAUCCAAUGGUUGCCAUUGAUGUGGAAGAUGAAUAUCAGCAACCGCUCAAGGCUGGAUUGUUCUUCGAACCAACCGAUUGUCAGGCAUCUCCGGCAGUUCCCUGGGUCGUCUUCGGAGAAAACAUUUGGACUGUAUCUGGAACCCAGAUAUUGCCCUUCAAUCCGCGAUUAGACAUCCGAUGGAGUCGUAUCCAUGCGCAAUCGCAUUCUCACAACCAUCGAGGCCAUCGUGCGCGUAUGAAUCGUUUGGAAAACGUUCGGCUGUUGAAUGAAUCGCCGCUAAUGCCGGCCGACUAUCAAUACCAAGCAUCAGCCGAUCAAAGUGAUUUAAAUUUAGUGUCCACAAGUAGUCGUAACGAAAAUAGUCGUAACCAUCGAAAACGGCAUGCUCAGCAGAAGAAACACAAUCGCGGUGGCAGCGGUGGCAGCGGUGGCUACUUCAAUGAACCGCAUCGAAUGAGACGAAGUCUUCAACACAACAAGCGUAACCAAGCUAAGCGAAAAUUUAUCACACGGGUAGCUUAAAACCUGCGUGUGUCCCAUUUUACGAUUGUUUCCUACCUCUUUCCCCCCGAAACCACACCACAUUCUCUCUACGUGUCUUCCUAAUCUACAAUCCACCUUCAGAAUCCCGUUUUGGUUAACUUGUCAGCGUGUCUCUCAGUCGAUUCCACACAUUUCGUCAUUGCCGAGCGAAAUUCGUUUUAAACAUUUUAGUUGUAAGCAUUUUUCAUGAAUUACUCUAUGAUGUAAUUAAAUUAAAACAUUAACAGAAACAGAAACGAACAAUAAACCCCCGAACAAAAUAACAAUUUCUAUUUGGAUAGUUGUAAGUGUAGUUUUCUUAGUAUUGUAUCGGGUAUGUUUUUCUUUUGGCUGACGAAUGUGAUUCGAUGGCAAAUCGUUUCAUUUCCCUUUUUUUUUUACUUUUAUUACAAUUUUGAUACUGUUGAACGUGUCAUCGAAACACUUUCGUGCUCAAAAUAAACGGUCUUCCUAUAUUCUAACCUUUCGUAGUAUUAUCGAGUAGUGUAUACUUGCUUAUUGAGCCAUAUGGCUUCAAAUCACAUACAGUUUUCUUCAAAUCAUACAUACAUAUCAUUUUUUGCUGAAAAGUCCAUCAUUUAUACCGGGUUUGUGUGCAGUGCCUGAAACAUGCUAUAGGAAAUUUUCGAAUUUUUCUUAUUUUGAAGAAAGCUUGUUCUUUAAAACCUCAAAGAAACGAAAUUUUGCAGUUGAUGAAUAUCAUACAACAAAAAAUUUUGAGAUAAAAUGUUAUUUUUAGUCGAAUCGGUAGACAAUCAAUGUCAUCCCGACAAAAAGUUCAAAGAAUCUGCUUUUUUUACUUUUUUUGAUUAAAUUCUGUUAAAUCGAACGAAAUGAUCGUUUUCAUGACAUUUUUUAAAUUCGUUUUUACACAUUUUCUCUCAAAAUUCCUGUAAAAUAGUUGCAUUUUCGUUAAGCUAUUUAACUGAAUCAUUGAUAUCACAAAAUUGUUAAAUUGUUAUUAAAUUUUGGUCUCAAUAAUUGAAACAAAAACUCAAUCAGUUCAUAAGAGUACAUACAACAGUACAUUUCAUUCGACUGAAUUGAUUGUAUGUCGAAAAUGCUUCGUUAGAAACAUUUCAAAAACAGAACAAAUUUAGUCACUGCUCUUCAGUCUUCAAUAAGCGUAAUAUAUCAAACGGAUGAAACGCGACCGAAAUAAUUCAAUAUGUACAAACAUUUUCCCUUUCAUUUUCAUACUAAAUCAUAAGAAUUAUGUAUUUGAUAAGGAAAAUAUCAUUAAAAUAAAGGUUUAUAUUGUUUAAGUAAAUAAAUGUCGAUUAUUUUACGAAUUUCAAAUAAAA